AAUUCUCAGCACGAGAUCUAACAUCUCCCUUCUCGAAACUCAAGGCUUUUUAUCAAAUUAAAUCUUUAUUUUUCAUUUUACUUUUUAUUUUCAUUUUGCCGGGAGAAAGAAAAAAAGAACGAAAAAGAGGGAAAGAGAAACCCGCUCAUAAUUUGGCAAAUUUUUUUGAAACAUUUUCACCUUAAGCGCGCUUCUAUUGAUUCCCUCUUUUUUUUUUUUUAAUUUCUCUUUCUAUAUUCCAAUUCUCGACAUAACUCACUUCUAUUCCACUCCAAUUCUAGGGUUUCACUUCCACUUAGGUUUUCAAUCUAUUCACACGAUUCACUUUUUCUCCAAUUUCCAUGGCUACCGAAACCCUAAUUGAUAACAAACCAUCUCUUCCAGCUAAUGAAAACAAAGCUGCUGAUGAAGAUGUUUUGACUGAAGUUGACGAAUUGAAAGAGAAGAAAGAGAUCAACGAGCAUGAUGAAACUGACGAAGGAGAUGAAGGUACUGACGGAGAUGACGAGGAGGAAGAGGCUAAGGGGAGUCAGUUGAGGAAAGAGGUGACACCUGAGAAGAAGAGUCCGGUUACGCCGACCAGUGACAGGCCGACCAGGGAGCGGAAGGUGGUGGAGCGAUACACUGUAUCGUCACCAGGCAAGUUGGGAAAGUCUGCAGCUAGUAAAGUUUUGGUAAUUGAAAAGGGACGUGGUACUCAGCUUAAGGAUAUUCCAAAUGUGGCUUUCAAUUUGUCAAAGAGAAAAGCUGAUGACAACCUGAAUAUGCUUCACAAACUACUAUUUGGGAAGAUAGCAAAGGCAUUCAAUAUGAAGAGGAAUAUAGGCCAGUUUUCUGGUUAUGUAUGGGCUGAAAAUGAGGAAAAACAGAGGAUAAAGGUAAAGGAGAGGAUUGAUAAAAUUGUGAAAGAAAAGUUGGCAGACUUCUGUGAUGUGCUAAAUAUUCCAAUCAACAAGAGUUCAAGGAAGGAGGAUCUGUCUAUAAAGCUGUUGGAAUUUCUGGAGGCCCCACAUGUUACUACUGAUGUUCUGCUUGCUGAAAAAAAACUGAAAGCUAAGAAGAAGCGAACUAGAAAAGCAACCACUGGUAAAUCUCCCAAGGAAGCAUCCACAGAAACACCAGCAAAGAAAAAGCAAACUCCACAAUCUGGAAAAAAACGAAAACCAUCGUCUGAUGUUGUAGAUGAUGAUAAAGCCGAACUUUCAGAUGCAAAAGAUGAGUCAGAAGAUGAAGAUGAAGAUGUUGUAGUGGCAAAUAAUGGAACUGAUGACGAGAUGGGUAAAUCAGAGGAAGAUGUAGAGGAAGAGGAAGAUAUUUCAAAAGCUCACAAGAUUAAGUCCAAACAGUCUGAGAAUGAAGAUUCAGUUGCUAAAGCUGAAGCUAAAAUCCCAUCUGUUAAGAAAACCUCUGCAAAAGCUACCCAAAGCAGUGAAAAAUCUUCAAAAAAAUCAAAAUCAAAGAAAUCCACUACUGAUCAUGAUUCUGCCUCUCUUCCCAAGUCAAACCAACCUGUCACCAAGAAGCAGAAAACUGGAAAGGAAAAGCAGGACACUAAGGAGAAGGAUGCUAUCAAAACCUCAAAGGCGGGUAAAGAUCAAGCAAAAAGUAAAAGUAGCAAGAAAAACAAGGUUAAAGAACCUAGCAGGGAGGACAUGCACUCAGUUGUUGCUAAUAUUCUGAAGGAAGUAGAUUUCAACACUGCAACUUUGUCUGAUAUCCUCCGCCAACUUGGUACACAUUUUGGCCUUGAUUUAAUGCAUAGAAAAGCAGAGGUGAAAACUAUCAUCACUGAUGUAAUUAGUAGCAUGUCUGAUGAGGAAGUUGACGACGAGGAAGCUGAAAAUGAUGAAGAUGGAGAUGGAGGUGUUGAUGAGGGUGGUGAUGCCAGUGAUGAAGAUGAUAAUGAAUGAUCUUUAGAUUGAAAGAUAGUGACUAUGUCAAAUAGAAGCACAAGGGACGUCCCAUAGUUAAAUUUUAUGUUGAUUCUCCUGUCAGUGGUCUAUAUACAGGUUAAGCUUUGGUAGGUAUAUUUGGUUUGAGAUGUUACCUUUUUCCUACAUAGAUGCUGGAAACUAGGAUUCUGUCUGUACCAUAUUUAGAUUCAUCCUGCACCUGAAUAGUUUGUUUUUUUUAACCUUCCGUAGCAUUGUUGCCUUCUAAUUUAAAUCAAUGUUAAAUUUAUUUGAUAGAA
Messenger RNA from Vicia villosa (hairy vetch), 2191 nucleotides. Its product is annotated as DEK domain-containing chromatin-associated protein 1-like. Gene Ontology annotation, molecular function: DNA binding; histone binding. The record is from RefSeq and is a predicted model, not a curated record. Gene Ontology annotation, cellular component: nucleus. NCBI's taxonomy places the organism in Eukaryota, Viridiplantae, Streptophyta, Magnoliopsida, Fabales, Fabaceae. The transcript has 11 exons. The coding region runs from base 342 to 1910 and encodes 522 amino acids. Gene Ontology annotation, biological process: chromatin organization; regulation of double-strand break repair.